Xyrauchen texanus (razorback sucker) is the source of this 2183-nucleotide messenger RNA. Its product is annotated as protein FAM107B-like. The transcript has 5 exons. Lineage: Eukaryota; Metazoa; Chordata; Actinopteri; Cypriniformes; Catostomidae. Bases 120 to 707 code for a protein of 195 amino acids. The record is from RefSeq and is a predicted model, not a curated record. Gene Ontology annotation, cellular component: synapse; neuron projection; stress fiber. Gene Ontology annotation, biological process: actin filament polymerization; actin filament bundle assembly; regulation of actin cytoskeleton organization.
CAUAGCUCCAGUCGUGGAGAGCCUAGCACUGGUGCAGAGUUCGAAAUCACAAGGAAAUCUCCGGAAUCUGCGACCUUGAAGUCAGGCAGCACCCUCAUUAAACACCACACAGUCUCAGCAUGGGGGCUUCUUAUGGCAAGAAAAAAGCAUACAACAUUGAGCAGCAGAGUGUGAAAAACAGAAAACACCAGAAUGGAGUGGCCUCAGCAUAUGCUGAUAUCCAAUGGGAACAGCCUCACCAGCCAAGAAUUCCAGACAGGGACCCGUUUGGUUAUCCUCAUCGCGAGAUACCCCCAGUGGCCAGUUAUGCUCCUCAGCCCGAUUACAUGACAGAGGAUGAUGACCUCAUCAAGCCCAAAAAGCUGGUCAAUCCAGUGAAAUCCUCUAAAAGCCACCAGGAACUUCACAGGGAGUUGCUAAUGAACCAUAAACGGGGUAUUUGUGUGGAGAAUAAGCCAGAACUGCAGCAAGUGUUGGAGCAAAGGAAGAGAGAGCAGAUGAUAAGACAGAGAAAGCAGGAGGAGGAGGCUAGGAGGAAAAUCUCUCCACUGGAACAAGAGCUCCUCAAGAGACAACAGAAACUGGAGGAGCUAGAGAAAGAACAAGCAAGACUGGAGGACAGUAAUUGCAAUGCUCUGGAGUUCAUCAAAGUGAAGGAGAAGCUGAGACGAACAUCAUUUACAAGUUCUGGAGAGAAGGAGGUGUAAGGGUGUAGACAGACUGGAUCUAUAUGUGCAUAUGUUUGUACACAACCAGUAACAUAGAGACCUGCUGCAGCUCCUAAACACCACCCACAUGACUGUGCGUCUCUAUUUCCUGACUCACACCAACAACACUAUCACCUCUUUAUGCAGCAGGUUACUAGAGAGCAGAGUACAAGAGCCUUUGUUACAGCUCCACAUUACAAGGAAGUUGAGGCUCAAGGGAUUUUGAGAGACUGCAAGGAGAAAACAAGUGUUUGGUUUAGAUUUGUUCAUUUUACUAUAUCUGCUCCAGAUUGGAUCUGAUAAGUUAAAGAUGAAGGUGCUUAUGUGUUCGUGUUUGAAUAGAUGGACAGCUAUGUUCUGGUUUAUUCAAACAAGGUGAAAGGGUGAAAACAAGGUAUAAUGUGUUGUUUCAAAGUUAAUAAAUAGCCUUCUGACAUGUAUUGAUCUCAAAACAGAAGCAGAACAUUUAAUGCGUCAAUUAGAGAGACAAGUGAUUGCUUAUCAAACCAACUGUUCAUUGCCUAAAUUUGAACAUUGUCUCUAAUACCUAACAAUCAGCACUUGACACUUUUAAAAGAGAAUCUAAUGAUUAAGAUUAUUUUCAGUCUUUCGACGGUUUUGAUUUGAAGCAUAACUCUGAGACAAUGAAACUGUGUGCAAGAGAUCAUUAUUUUACAUCAUAAAUGACAACCAGUAAUUCAGAAACAUCUUUAUAAUUAUGAUUUUGUGAAUGUUCACAAAUGAACCUUGAUACAAAGCUAACAUUCUAAUUUGACGCAACAGAUAGUUAGAGCUGUGUAAAAAAGAGGGAAGUUGUCUGGUUUGGAAAUGUUUGUGCUUACUCCAGUGCCUUUGUUAAAAUAACAGAACAGGAGAGGCUGCCUGGCUGUUACUGCAGUUCAAGCAAUUCUGCAUAGAUUUUGUUUGUAAUUUCAUCUUUAUGAAACGUAACCUAAAGCAAAUAGCUGUUUGUGUCUGAAAGAAAAAGAAUGGGGCUUACUUUCAAAAGAUGGACUGCUUUAAUCUAUGACUUUAAUUGACCACUUAAAAAGAAACAUAAUAUGGGGCACUAUGGAAUGAACUGAGAGCAAGGAUAAGUGCAAUGUGCAGAACAUUCUCUCUCAGAAAAUGAUUGCUUUGUUUCUAACAUAAAUUGUAUCCAUUCUUUUAAUCUCAUGUUCAGUGUUUGGGUUUUAAAAGCACAAAAAAAGUGAUUCUUGCAUUUAUUGGCUCCUAAAGCCUAUCAAUCAAUGUAUUACUUGGUUAUGUACACAUUCAUAUUUUCUGCCCUGUGUUUAAUUUAAUGUUAUUUUAAUGUUGAUGUUGUUACAGUUGAUAACUGACAAAAUAUGGCAAAGUAUAGGCUACAUGUAUUUUCAGUAGCUUUAGCCAUGACUAUAAACAAAGAAAUACUUACAAAAAAUGUAAAUAAAUAAAAAGAUGUAUACAUGUAUACAAAUAAAGAAACUAAUGUUA